This is a messenger RNA of Populus euphratica (Euphrates poplar), 707 nucleotides long. RefSeq names its product 60S ribosomal protein L23-like. The transcript has 4 exons. Gene Ontology annotation, cellular component: ribosome; cytosolic large ribosomal subunit. The coding region runs from base 100 to 522 and encodes 140 amino acids. Gene Ontology annotation, molecular function: structural constituent of ribosome; large ribosomal subunit rRNA binding. Lineage: Eukaryota; Viridiplantae; Streptophyta; Magnoliopsida; Malpighiales; Salicaceae. Gene Ontology annotation, biological process: translation. The record is from RefSeq and is a predicted model, not a curated record.
UAUGAAAGCCCGUAUACAAAAACCCUAGAAUCUGAAAGCCGUCUAUAUAAAGUCCCCAAACCCUAACCUCCCUCCCCGAUUUCCCUUCAGCAGUCGAAGAUGUCGAAGCGAGGACGUGGAGGAUCAGCUGGUAACAAGUUCAGGAUGUCACUGGGUCUGCCAGUGGCAGCAACGGUGAACUGUGCUGAUAACACUGGUGCUAAGAACCUUUACAUCAUAUCCGUGAAGGGAAUUAAGGGUCGCUUGAACCGCUUGCCUUCUGCUUGCUUUGGUGAUAUGGUAUUGGCCACUGUCAAGAAGGGGAAGCCUGAUCGCAGGAAGAGGGUUCUGCCUGCUGUCAUUGUUAGGCAGCGUAAGCCUUGGCGCCGAAAGGAUGGUGUUUUCAUGUAUUUUGAAGAUAAUGCUGGUGUCAUUGUGAACCCCAAAGGAGAAAUGAAAGGUUCAGCAAUUACCGGUCCAAUUGGAAAGGAGUGUGCUGAUCUUUGGCCUAGGAUUGCAAGUGCAGCUAAUGCUAUCGUUUAAGAGCUUUAAUUUAUCUGUUCCUUUUCUUUGGGAAGCAUACUGUCGUCAAGUCCUAUAUGUUUUUGUAGGGUUAAUUUUAGUUGUGUUUUUGAUAUUUCGUCGAAAUUUUUGUUUGGAGCUUUAUAUGCAGUAAUGAACUUCAUGGAUUUUGUGCAAGAAAGUUAUUAUUUUGGAGUUGAUUUCAA